CCGAUCGCACUAGGUCACAGCCGGCACACUCGUAAAACCGCAAAACCCCAUCUCCCCAACAUUUCUAAUUUCCAAACUGGUGUCCGACGAAAAUUAGGGCUUUGAGUCUGAGAGAGACCUUAGAUUUGGGGCGGUAUUCGCAGCAUCUGCACUUCUUCUUUCUUUGAUUUCAGCGAUCAGCAGCAAAUGUCGCCUCCUCCUGGACCCUACUCCGGCACCAGCACUCUCGCCUUGGUGGCUCGUGCUUCAGUCUUAACGUUUGGAGUCGUCUAUGGAAACCUGAAGCUUAAGUAUCUUAAUGUGAAGGCCAAUUCUCUGAAGAAGGCUGAAGCCAAGGCACAUCACUGAUUUGGAAGAUUGCUGGUUUUGCCUGCGGACAGCAAUAAUAUAGUGAUGAAAGUUCACUUCGGCCUGGUUAAUAGGACCAUCAUUUUCUACUUACUCUUCAAUUGUUUUUUUUUCCCUUAAGAGUUGUCGUUUGAUCAUGGCUUUAACCAUCAUGACCGUGGUUAAAUCUUCUCCAUGACAACAGAUGGGAUGCUUAAGAGUUUACGAAAAAAUAAUUGGUUAUUACUUUUAAUGGGCAAGGUGAUGCUGCAUAAUUCGAUUUGAUCAUCUUUCCAUCA
Messenger RNA from Coffea eugenioides, 626 nucleotides. RefSeq lists its product as uncharacterized. The coding region runs from base 187 to 348 and encodes 53 amino acids. NCBI's taxonomy places the organism in Eukaryota, Viridiplantae, Streptophyta, Magnoliopsida, Gentianales, Rubiaceae. The record is from RefSeq and is a predicted model, not a curated record. The transcript is spliced from 3 exons.